Molecule: messenger RNA, 2263 nt
Organism: Exaiptasia diaphana
Lineage: Eukaryota; Metazoa; Cnidaria; Anthozoa; Actiniaria; Aiptasiidae
Product: radial spoke head 1 homolog
Exons: 2
Coding region: 322-1050 (242 amino acids)
Biological process (GO): spermatid development; axoneme assembly
Cellular component (GO): motile cilium; nucleus
Source: RefSeq, a predicted model, not a curated record
GAGUCGUUCACGACAACACCUCGGGAUCACCAUCGAGUUGGACUCACACAAAAGCCUUUAUGRAAACCUUUAAAUAUUAACAAACUUAAAACAACCAGAGAUGUUUUCGGCGACUGAAUACAAUCGCGGCCACUCGAAUUAAUCGCUUCAAACAAGCGAUCAAAAGCGAGGCAUAAUCUCUCGAUUUCUAUCGAAAGGGGUAUUGAAUACAACUUCAAAGCUCGAUACAUUCAUACCCAAUUUGUCAAGAGGUGAUUUAGACUACGUUUAAAAAUUAUUCAUAAUUUCAUCUGGUGAAAAUUCCCUACUGAUUUCACUGCCAUGGAUACAGUCCACGAGUCCGAUGAAGAAGCUCAUUCCGAUAAUGAUGAUUUACCAUACUUAUACGAAGGUGAACGCAACGACCAAGGUGAGCGCCAUGGCAAAGGCAAAGCGCGUUUACCAAAYGCCGACGUUUAUGAAGGGGAAUAUCGACAUGGCUACCGGCAUGGAUUUGGAAAAUAUGUUUUUAAGAAGCUGAAAGGGCAGUCRCGAAGUGCUUGCUAUAUUGGGUACUAUGAGAAGAACAAAAAGAAUGGACAAGGGACUUUUUUAUACCCGGACGGUGCAAAAUACGAAGGGAGCUGGAAGGAUGACCUSAGGGAAGGYUUUGGGACCUAUUAUUAUACUAAUGCUGACUCGUAUAGGGGCGAAUGGGCGAAAGAUAAACGGAAUGGCCACGGAACGUAUACGUACGCGGCUAGUGGGAUGGUAUACGAGGGUCAAUGGAUUGAGGGAAAGCGAUCAGGUCGAGGUAAACUAACAUUUGGUAAGCAAAGCUAUGUAGGAAAUUUUCACGAUGACAAAAUGCUGGGUCCUGGAACCUACAUAUUUCCAAACGGCUCCCAACAACAUGGCGAGUAUGUCGUUGUCGAAGAGGAAAUCGAGGAUGACGGGAACGACGGKGAGACGGACAAAAGCCGAACCAAGCAACUUAAAAUCAAAUGGAUCAGCCAUGGCGGGAUCCACCCACCAAUUACUAUAGUUAAGAAAGAGACAGUCAUUAAUUAGUACAUGAAGUUUGCAUGAAUAUUUCAGUAGAGAAAGACGAAGGAAUCUGUGUUUGGGUUACCUGUGUUAUAUUUUUYCCUCGGUCCAGGUUUCCUAAGGUGCUACCGAAGGAAGCCCAGUUUCUGAGCAAAAGUAUUCGCUGCCAACUCUAGAAAACGUCCACAAAAUGAAACACAAGUAUAAUACUUGCAUAGAAAUCUCGACCUAUAAUCAGMACAAAUGGAAUUUGAACCUUUUUACAAGUCAGAAAACAGUCAUCUUAAAGCACAGAUAACAGGCAGAGAAMGCAAUGAARUAACAAGAACUUGUAGCAGAUUUAAUUGGUAUAACUUUCGAUUAUUACGGUUUCAAUUGGGAGGAGAGUAUUUUUAUGAAAGGGGAACGAGAGUAUAUCUCAGUAGUUUGAAAUUUAUAAAAUUCUGAAAAUUGGGCACAAAAUUAAAUGUGAAACUAGCCGUGCUAAAGCUACGUCUGAUAAACUAAAUCCGCUGACUUCUCUGCGGCAAAGAAUGGACUCUGAUCAAAAACUUGUAACUUUUGGCUCAUAAGUAUGACAGAACACUGAAAACUAGUGCCAGUCCUUUUGGUGGCGAUAGCUUUAGUCGUUUAAAGAGCGUCACUAAUCAUAUACCGGAGACGCAAUGCAUUGUAGGAUAUGUUUGGGACAGGAGACAUGAUGGAUUUCUUUUGUUUUGUCCAGAAAGUGAUCCCACAAUGCACUGCAAAUCAAGCGUACGUGACGUAGAAAAACUUCAAAAGUCUAUUGCUCCUAUCUCACUAUGAUGCAACAGAUAUUGUUUGCAUAGACCUUUUCUGAAAUACAAAAUCAUGAUGCAUUGUGGUCUAGCUUCAGUACAAACAACGCCAUAUUUAGCUGCAUGAACAAAAGAUGUUUGUAACGAAUCUAGACCACAAUACAAUGCAAACUGCUAUCUCAGAAAAGGCCUAUGGUGGAUUGAAUCGCUUGAAKUUUUGAUGACGUCAUAUAGAAAGAGGGCWAUUUACWACUAAUUAAUGAAAUACGAUGUAUAAAAUUGCAAUACCUGCAUGCGAUGCAUGUCACGGCUUAAAUCAAUUAAGGGGUCAGAGCAUCUGAAAUUAAUUAAGCAGAUGCCAAACUGAUUCGAUUUCCGAAUUUGUAUCAAAAAUCUACUACAAGACAUUAUGUCAUAAACUCAAGUAUUUGUAAUAAAACUGAAUUUCUGCUAAAGAA